CCCCAGGCUGUGGCCUGCGCCGUCCACAUCGUCCGCAAAGUCCCGGAGCUCUCUGACGUCUUUGUCCCCGUCUGCGACCGGCUCCUCAAGGAGCGACGCCACGGCCUUCUUCACGUCACCCUGCUCUUGAUCACGGAAAUGUGCGAGCGAAGCCCGGAUGUCUUGAGUCACUUCCGCAAGGCCGUGCCCCAAGUGGUGGAGAUGCUGCGCAACUUAGAGGUGUCGGGGUACUCGCCGGAGCACAGCAUCAUGGGGGUCAGUGACCCCUUCCUGCAGGUGCGCGCCCUGCGGCUGCUGAGAGUCCUGGGACAGGGCAGUGAGGAGACCAGCGAGGCCAUGAACGACAUCCUGGCCCAGGUGGCCACAAACACGGAGACCUUGCACAACGUGGGGAGCGCGGUGCUGUACGAGACGGUGCUGACCAUCACAGCGGUGCGCUCGGCGCCCGGCCUGCGGGUUCUGGCUGUCAAUAUUCUGGGACGAUUCCUCCUCAGCAGGGAUCGGAACAUCAGGUCUGUGGCCCUGACGUCCCUGCUGCGGCUGGUGCAUGCGGAGCAGAGCGCCCUCCAGAGGCACCGUGCCACCGUGCUGGCCUGUCUGCGUGACCCGGACCCCUCCAUCCACCGACGCGCCCUGGAUCUCAGCCUGGCCCUGCUGACGGGUGCCAACAUCCGGACCAUGACCCAGGAGCUGCUGGGUUUCCUGGAGACCUGCCCCCCGGCCAUGAAGCCCCCCUGCGCCUCAGGGCUGCUCCUCGCUGCCGAGAGAUUUGCUCCGAACAAACGCUGGCAUAUAGACACCAUGCUGCAAGUGCUGACCAUGGUGAGAGGCGGGCAUCUGGGGGUGCAGCAGACCAGGGAUACCCCAAUGCUGUGUAUGCACCCCAAAUCUCCAUACAACCCCACCAGCUCCCCCACGCACCCUGCCCCCCACAUCUCCAGGCAUAGCCCUGACACCCGGGGGAGUUUUGUCCCGCCUCUCUCCCCGGUCUCCCUGCACCCCCGGACCCCCCUUUACCGCUGGAGGGUGAUGGGGCCCCAAUUUGUCUCCACCAGCCGCAUCCGGCGGAUCGUCUCUGUGUUCGGCAGCUGCCAUGACAUCGAGCUCCAGCAGAGGGCGGUGGAGUACAACGCCCUCUUCAGAAGAUAUGACCACCUCAGGGCGUCUGUGCUGGAGAAGAUGCCCCUGGUGAAGGCGGAGGAGGAGGAAGGAGCUGAGCUUGUUGCACCAGGAGGCCAGAAGAGGGCGCCGUCCCCCAGCUCUAAGGAGGAGCCCAGCCAGGUCGCUGACCUCUUGGAUCUCCUUGCGGGGGCCCCAGCUCCCCCCCGGGCCCCCGUGAGCUCAGACGCUCCCGUGACUGAAUCGCUGCUGGACUUGCUGGAAGACUUGACCACCGGUGGUAAAUCAGGGGGUGAGGAAUGGGGGGCUGGGAAGAGCGCCCCCCAUCCCCCCGCUGACAGUGUGGGAGGGGACGGGCUGCGGCUGGACUUUGCCUUCCAGCGCCCCCCGGGGGACCCCCACCUGCUCCUCGUCACGGCCAGCGCCAGCCGCACUCGCCCCGGCACCGCCUCGGGGUUCCUGCUCCAGGCGGCUGUGCCCAAGGUGAGCCCCCCAUUCCCUUCCAAUAACCAGUGA
This is a messenger RNA of Chrysemys picta bellii (western painted turtle), 1635 nucleotides long. NCBI's taxonomy places the organism in Eukaryota, Metazoa, Chordata, Testudines, Emydidae. The record is from RefSeq and is a predicted model, not a curated record.